AUGUCUACUACAUUACCUGAACCCGAAACACCAUUACAUGAGGGACCAGAUGCUAACAUGGAUUUGGAUAAUUUGAUCGAAUUGGACGAAAAAGAAAUUGAUGAUUUGAAUUUAGAUCCAGGGAUUGAUGAAACUCCAUCUUUUACCAAUAUUCCUCGUGAAAUGGUUUGUGCUGCCGUGGCAGCUGACACUUUAUCACGUAAGAGAACUUUAAUAUCAGAAGAAGAUGAAGAUUUUACCACUGAAAAAUUAGAAAAUCAACAACAAGUGGAUUUUGAUAGCGCUCAUGAUUAUCAACCACGUAUUAAUUUUAAAUCACCAUUUUUAAGUUCUGAUGAUUCAAUAAAAAAGGAUACUUCCUCAACAAUCGAGGUUCCACUUAAUGACGUAAAGAAACAUAGAAAAUUAUCGAUGACUCAACAAUCUAAAUUUAUUACUUAUGUUGAUGCAAGAUUAAUGGAAAUUCAAAGAAAAUUUGUGCAAUCUAGAGGUCUAAAUAGUGAAAAGGGUUAUCCGUCACUAUCAACAUUAUUACAUGAUAUUAAAUCAUUAUUAGAUUUUAUUUGGUAUUCUAUUGAUAAUAUACCACAUACUGAUUAUCUUUUACAAUUAGAAAAGUUCGAAGACUUAGAGAAUAUGCUCGAGGGAGACACUGAGAUUAAAAAUGAAAAAUCGCAUACUUCAGAAGCGCAUAAUUUUGGUCAAGCUUCAUUCAUUAUCAGGAUUGCUGAUGACUUGAUGGAUUAUAUAGAGAAAUUUGAUAUUAGUGAUGAUCCAUUAGAGGAUGAUGAUCCUGACGCCGAUACAAUCCCAAAGAUUUUUAAAUUGUUUUAUAUCUUAGACCGUAUAUUCAGGUCAUUAAUCGCAGGACAAAAUGAAAAUAAAAUUAUUUUGAACUCAACUGAUAGAAUUAGAUUCAUGGGUAUUGCAGAAAGGACAAGAAUGAGAUUACCUCAAUAUUUCGAAAAAAAUAAAAUACACGGUUAUCAUUUCGAAUUGAGUAAAAUCUAUGAACAAAGUCUUGAUUAUUGUGCAUACUAA
Maudiozyma barnettii is the source of this 1041-nucleotide messenger RNA. RefSeq names its product TFIIH complex subunit TFB6 (gene TFB6). The transcript has a single exon. The coding region runs from base 1 to 1041 and encodes 346 amino acids. NCBI's taxonomy places the organism in Eukaryota, Fungi, Ascomycota, Saccharomycetes, Saccharomycetales, Saccharomycetaceae. The record is from RefSeq and is a predicted model, not a curated record. Gene Ontology annotation, cellular component: transcription factor TFIIH holo complex.